GGAAGUGCGGAAGUGUUGCUGCGUUUUAUCUUCCCUAUCCCUGCACACGGUCAUGUGAUAGAGUCAGGGUUGUAAGGGGUGCCCAUAUAUUUCAUUUACUUGGUUGUGUAACUCAUCUUUAACUUGUGCUUUGUGAUAAAUUUAUGAGCUACAUGGCGUUGUGUGGGUGGAGAAGAUGCACGUUUGACUAAUGACAUGGUCCUCAAUUCCAUGCUGAAGCUGCUGCAGAGGCAGACUUACACAUGUCUCUCUCAUCGAUAUGGGCUGUAUCUGUGCUUUGGCGGCAUCGUCCUCAUGAUCGUUUCCGCAUUUCAGUUUGGCGAGGUGGUUGUAGAAUGGAGUCGGGAUCAGUAUCAUGUGCUGUUUGAUUCAUAUCGAGACAAUGUUGCAGGGAAAUCAUUCCAAAAUAGGUUGUGUCUACCCAUGCCAAUAGACGUAGUCUAUACUUGGGUAAAUGGUACUGAUAUGGAUUUAAUUAAAGAGCUCAGAGCUUUAAAGGAACAGAUGAAAGAAGAACAAAGGGUUAUGAGGGAGCUGUUGGGCAAGAAUACUACAGAACUGCCAAAAGCAAGUGAGAAGCCUGAAUGCCUUUUGUCACACUGCAUCAAGGUUCCAAUGCUUGUACUUGAUCCAGCAAUCCCAGCUAACGUCACUAUAAAAGAAUUACCAUCCUAUUUACACUCCUUUAAGUCAGCAAAGCAGAUGAUCCAUGUUGCAAAGCCCAAGAAUCCCUCUGUUAAUAUUACUGUACUUAUGUUUGACACUCAGAAUAAAGCAUCUGAAGCACAUACAUCUGUGUCAAAUGAAAACAAAAAGCACUCCGUUUCAAGAGGGUACUUGACUUCUGAUAAAGACGCUCCUGGCGUGGUACUAAUGCAAAAUCUGGCAUUUUUAAGUGGGUUUCCCUCAUCCUUUAAGGAGACCGAACAACUCAGAUUAAAGCUCCCACAGAUUAUAACUAGUAAAAUUGAACAGUUUCAACUCUAUUCUGAAGCCAGUAUCGCCCUUCUCCAGUUAAAUAGGCCAGCAGAUUAUUCUGAACUUGCUCAGCAAGCAAAGAAGAAUUUAACCAUAGAUGGAAAAGAACUUGCAGUCAGUCUUGCUUACUUGUUAUGGGACUUUAGUGCUAUCAGCCAAUCCAAGCAGGAUGAGGAUAUUUCUGCAAGCCGAUUUGAAGAUAAUGAAGAACUGCGCUAUUCUUUGAGAUCUGUGGAAAGACAUGCACCUUGGGUGAGGCAUAUCUUCAUUGUGACCAAUGGACAGAUUCCUUCCUGGCUAAAUCUAGACAACCCUCGAGUUACCAUUGUAACACAUAAGGAUAUUUUCCUUAAUGGAAGCCAUUUACCUACUUUCAGUUCUCCAGCAAUUGAAAGCCACCUUCAUCGGAUUCCGGGUCUUUCUAGAAAGUUUAUUUAUCUGAACGAUGAUGUUAUGUUUGGCAAAGAUGUUUGGCCAGAUGACUUUUACAGUCAUUCUAAAGGACAAAAGGUUUAUUUAACUUGGCCUGUGCCAAACUGUGCGGAGGGGUGUCCUGGAUCCUGGAUAAAAGAUGGCUAUUGUGAUAAAGCUUGCAAUAACUCUGCCUGUGACUGGGAUGGAGGAGACUGUUUAGGGGCUGCAGGAAAUGCUCGUUUUGGUGGAGGUGGAGGAGCAGUAGGUGGCAAUGUUCCAUCCUGGCAGUUUGGAGGGAUUGGUGGGAUUGGCGGUCAACCCUACUGUAGCCAAGGUUGUGCUAAUUCUUGGCUGGCAGAUAAGUUUUGUGACCAGGCCUGCAAUGUACUUUCCUGUGGAUUUGAUGUUGGAGAUUGUGGACAAGAUCAUUUUAAUCAGCUUUAUAAAGUUACUGUAAAACUAAACCAGACGCACUACUCCAUUCCUCGUGGAGAAAACAAGCCAUACUUCAGCUUUGCUGGCAUAGCAAAGCGGAUUUCAGAUGCAACAGUUAACGAUAACUCCAUUGUACGCCAUACCUCUGUUGCCAACAAAUGGAAGACUAUUCACUUGAUUCUUUAUGAAGGGAUGAAUGCAACAGUACUGCAUUAUAAUUUAACUUUUCAGGAUAAUCAUGAUCAAGAAUUUAAAAUGCAGCUUACUGUGGCGGUUGACACAAGAGAAACUAUAAAACCAAAUGUAAGUGGGAUUCGCACCGAUUCCAAGAGUAGUAUUUUAUCAACAACAUCUCCACCUGAAGCAGAAGUUCUCUUUGAAGAUAUUCCUGAAGACAGAAGGUUUCCAAGGAUUCAGAAACGAGUUUCAAAUGAAUCCAGCUUAUUAAUUUCAGUGCCUGCUCUAAACAUAUCUCUUUUGCCAAUUGAAGUUCAAAUCUUAUUACAGAAAUUAGAUGCAAAAUUGCAACAGGGAGAUAUUACACUUAAAGGCUACAAUCUCACCAGAGCUUCCCUUCUGAAACCUUUUACAUCAAUUGCCGAGUUCCAGAACAGUACGCAUAAUCUGAAUGUGCCUGAGAACGAGGCUUCUAAGAAGAAAGGAAAUGUGAAAUUAAAGCAAACAAGAAAAAAACAUACAGUCCAGCUGAAUUCAUCAACUGACAAAUCGGGACUUGUUGGCCUCUAUAAGACUACUGCUAUUCCUGUGAAAACUGAUUCUCGGUUGUCUCAUAUCAAACUUCAAAAUGCCUCUACUGCAAAAGAAAAUUUAAAUAGGCUUGAACCUGAACAUAAGCCAACAAACAAAAAUUUGUCAGCAGCUCUCAUUGGCAGUAAUUUAAAAGUGAAAGAACUAAGUACGAAAAUGAACGAGAAACAAGUUUUCACUGAAGAACCAUUAGAUGACAAAAUGAAGCAAAAUAAUAAUCCAGCUGUGGGACGUAGACUUCAGUAUUUUUCUCCUAUUCAUGGAGGUUUUCUACCCUGGGAAAAAAGAAAAUAUUUUUAUGAUUUAUUAGAGAAGAAAAGGUUUCCUGAAGAAUUUGAUAUAACAUCAUCUCACAAAGUACGGCAUUCUGAAGACAUGCAGUUUGCAUUCUCCUAUUUUUAUUACCUAAUGAGUGCUGUGCAGCAGUUCAAUGUUUCACAAGUGUUUGAUGAAGUGGAUACUGAUUUGUCUGGAGUCUUGUCAGAUAGAGAGAUCCGUACUUUAGCUACUAGGAUUCACGAGCUGCCUCUUAACCUUCAGGACUUGACUGGUUUGGAACAAAUGUUGAUAAAUUGUUCAAAAACACUCCCCAGUAAUAUUACAAAUGUGAAUACAGUCAAUCCAACGCAAGAAGCUUAUUAUGAUCCUAGCAUGCCUCCAGUAACAAAAGGACUUGUGACUAACUGUAAACCUAUUACUGACCGAAUCCAUAAAGCCUACAAGGAGAAAACUAAAUAUAAAUUUGAAAUUAUGGGUGAAGAAGAAAUUGCAUUUAAAAUGAUUCGAACCAAUGUUUCCCAUGUUGUGGGACAACUGGAUGAUAUAAGGAAAAAUCCAAGGAAAUUUGUUUGUUUAAAUGACAACAUUGACCAUAGUCACAAGGAUGCAGCUACUGUGAAAGCUGUAUUGCGAGACUUCUAUGAAUCAAUGUUUCCUAUCCCUUCACAAUUUGAACUGCCAAGAGAAUAUCGUAAUCGCUUUCUUCAUAUGCAGGAGCUACAGGAAUGGAGAGCAUACCGGGACAAGUUGAAAUUCUGGACACACUGUGUUCUUGUCACUUUAGUUGCCUUCACUGUAUUUUCAUUUUUUGCAGAACAGCUAAUUAUGUUAAAACGUCAGCUCUUUCCAAGGAGAAGAAUCAAAAGGGAUGUCAAUCCAGAACGAGUGUAGAUGGAGGUGGAACAAUUUACUUUUUGUACAUUUUGAGCCUGGCUUACCAAAUAAGACAGUAAAACAAAAAUACAAAGCUGACUGAAACAAGUGCCAAGUAAUAAAUCUCGAGAGACCUGUUGAGCACCAACUUGUGAAGGAAAACACAGGAGACAGAAGCUCUUUUGGGAUCCCUGGACUGCCAGUGAAUUGAUGCGUCAGCCAUUGAAUCCUACAGCCAGUCUCCACAGUAGGGUGCAAGUCAGGGUGGUGCACUUCCAGGAGGGAGUAAUAUUGGACACUGGAGCUGGCAGAAAUUUAGAUGGUUGAAGUUCCAUUUUUAUAUUUUUGGAACCAACUGAGCUCUUUAGUUUCUAUGCUGAAAUGGAGUUCUCGAGAUGAUAAAUCAGUGCACUCGAACAUGUUGUGUUCAUUUAAAAUGGACCGGCAGAGGUGGUUUACGAUAUAAAGUGCUGAACACCUAUAGUAGUAUAGCUAAAAAUAAAUAAUGUGUUAGUGCACUCCAUUCUUUAUAUUUUAGUACAAAAAAGCAUUUAAUUGUUGCUGCCUUUCCCUUUAUUAUUAUUUUAAAGAAGUGCCUAUUUUGUUGUUGAUUUAUUUAAAGAGCACUGGUAUGUAAUCCAGCUUCUCCUCCAACAAAAAAAUAUUUUAUUAUAUUUUUCCAAAGUAAAGAUUUAUUGGGUAAUGUUAAAACAAUAAUAAAUCAUUUUUUUAAAGAAUAUAAUUACAUUUUCCCCUACAAAUGCAUUGUGUUUGGAGAAUUGACUAUUCCAGACUGUGUUACUUAUUGUAUUGACGGCAAAGCCAGAUAUGUGAAUUUCUCCUUUUGAAUGUAAAAUGAAGCAGUGCUGAGCUGCAGUAUCUUAUCAGUUGAACGCCAAGAUGAUAUGAAUGUCAAGUAGUACUUGCCUGAAACAAAGUUUUUGUGGUGUCAUUUAAAAUGCUAAUGUGUUAUUAGAAGCAGUUGUAUUUUUUUUUGUCAGAUGUGCAAAAUGGUGGAUAAAACUAUCUUGAAAAGAGCAGCUCAGAAUAGUCAAUAUUCAUGCAAAAGUCAUAAAACUUUUAGAAUGAGUCAAGAGUUCUGAUGAUGACUACAGUUUUAAGUUAAUUAUUAAUAUUGACUUCUACAAUAAGUGCAUUGCCUGUUGUAUUAAUUUAGACAUUUUGUCAUUUUAAUGUUAAUAAGCGUAUAGUUUUAGAAAAAUAUCCAUAGUUUGGAUACAUUUAUCUUAAACUGGGGGAUACUUUUACAUCAAAUGGUAAACAAGCCUACAAAAUCUCAAAUUUCAAGAGUAUAGUUUUAAGAACUGAAGUUUAUUCAUAGAAAUGAGCAUCUGAUGGAAUGUUUGUGGUCAUUUUGUAACGCAUCACUGAAAAUUAUGCUGACAUUGUUUGCCUUAUCAUUCUUUCAUUUUUAGUAUGUGCUAAUGGAGGAUAUGCCCUGUGUGUUUCUAGCUAUUUCCUUAUGCUUUGAGAGUUAAAGUAGUUUGUCUUUGAUUAAGUGUAUUCAUGUUACUCUUACUACAUUUUUUUAUACCAGUCCACAUACAUGAAGAACAUAGCGUUAUUGUGUAAAUUAGUCCUCAAAGGAAACUUACUUUAAUGAAUAAAGCAAAUAUGCUUGUAAGUAUGGUAGUCAGAAUAGUUUUCUUUUAAUCCCAGUCGUGCAAAGAAUCUUAUUUUUAAAGUAAACAACAGCAUAAAAACCAUGCUUUAUAAUUUGGGGUAAAUUGCCAUUGCUAGUAAGUAUCGUAUUUUAUGGUGACAGAUAUGGUGUAAAGCUGUAAAUCCAAGAGGAUCAGUGUUUGAACAGGGAGCUAUACAGAAAUAUUCAAGGGGAGAACAUUUUUUUUAAAUGAAACGCUCAUCUGUUUCUACAGAUGCAGAUUAUCCGAUUUAUGAUUGGUUUUUGUUCAGUAAGUUCCACUUUUGCAACGUUCAAUGAUGAUAACGUUCCUCUGCCCAUGCUGACUAAGUAAGGAUAGAUCUGCUUGAGGUGAAGAAUCGCUAAAAAUCAAACGCAGUUUAAGGUUCUGUGCAGAGGACAGGUGGGCACUUGGCACCAUAUAUUCAAGAUUUGUAGCAAAUACACUUUUAGGCCAGUUUCGAAAUACAGUAUGUGGACACAAACAGGGUAAAAGUCUAAUAUACAAAACCUGUUACUAAUUUCCUCAUCCAGGAAUUAUCAAGUCAGAUAAAGAAUGCAUGCAUGUUAUUGAUUGGUGGCCGUACGUCUUUCAGUUGGAGAGUUGUGUUGCCUGCCAGUGAUAUUUGACUUUAUUUUCCAGUUGCAUUGUAAUAAUAAUUUUUAAACAAUUUUUCACAGCUCCUGCAUUUUGAAUUGUAAGAAGAGGUAAUCCAAAACCGCCAUGUUACUUCAAAUGUCCAUGCCAUUUUUAUUAAAUUAUCAUAGAAACAUUGUACUUGUAUUCACUUCAUAUAAUAUUCAUAGAAAUGUGCAAUUAGUUUUAGAAGAAAACAAAGUACAAAUCAUUGCUGUAUUUUCCUGGUAUUUAUUUUUUACUUUGUAGAAAUUGUAAAAAACAUUCUAAAUAUCAGGUGCAGUAGCAGAGGUACGCAGUUUUCAGAUGAGCGGAGUUGGAGGUAAUCUUUUAAUGGUGAUUAUUUUCUGUUUAUUUUAGAUAAAGUAACAUUGAGGGCUAAUCUUAAUAAAUUGUUUUUUAUGCAACAA
This is a messenger RNA of Polypterus senegalus (gray bichir), 6457 nucleotides long. It is a transcript of the gene gnptab, whose product is annotated as N-acetylglucosamine-1-phosphate transferase subunits alpha and beta. Gene Ontology annotation, molecular function: UDP-N-acetylglucosamine-lysosomal-enzyme N-acetylglucosaminephosphotransferase activity. The record is from RefSeq and is a predicted model, not a curated record. Bases 196 to 3765 code for a protein of 1189 amino acids. Gene Ontology annotation, cellular component: Golgi apparatus. The transcript has 21 exons. NCBI's taxonomy places the organism in Eukaryota, Metazoa, Chordata, Cladistia, Polypteriformes, Polypteridae. Gene Ontology annotation, biological process: N-glycan processing to lysosome; carbohydrate phosphorylation.